AUGCAGAGGAACAACUGGACUAACUUGGCAGAGGGCGACGACGGAGGAGGCCGUGUCUCUCACCGCCUCGGUGGUCUGAUGGCGCAGGAGGCAGGGCCGACUACAGAAAUUUCCUUUGUGAUUUACUUCUUUCCAAACUUCUUCACAGUGGAAGACUCGGUGGGUCGUUCUUCGGAAGCCCUCUCCGGUCGCAGGAGCAUAUCAAUCGUAAAAUGCAAACUCUACCUUUGGUUUACUCUGCUUCUUCAGGGGAUCUGUGGCGUGGAGCCAGGGCUCGGAUACGAUGGCGUGUCCUACACCCUCUCCAUCCUUUGCUUGGCGCACAUGCUGGUCCUUGGGUUCAACAACCGGGACACCCUGCUGGCCUGGGAUGCCCGCAUCCGCUACAGCUUGGGAGAAGUCCACAGGUUUAGCGUCAACGUUGAGCCAGGUACUAAACUGGAAAGCGGUCCUGCAUCACUCCACCUGUGCAACAACUUGCUGGUCCUCACCAGAGGCCUCCCUCCCGUCGUCGUUGGCCACUGGAAGUUGUCGGCGUUACGUCGCUACGGUGCUGUGCCAAAUGGCUUCGUGUUCGAGGGAGGGACUCGGUGUGGAUACUGGGCUGGUGUUUUCUUCUUGUCCUGUUCAGAAGGAGAGCAGAUCAGUUUUCUAUUCGACUGCAUCGUCAGGGGCAUCAACCCCAGCAGGGCACCACAUGGCCUGCAACCUGACCUGCCAGCAGAUCCCAGUGCCGAUCCAGCUUCAGCAGAGGAACGGAUCAACCUCGAGGCAUCAGUGCUGGAGAAAAGACUGAGCAUGUUGUCUCAGUGCAGCUUAGCAAGCAGCACAGCCUCCUCUUACAGCUGCAGUACGUCUGUUGCUGGAGACGACCACAGCAGUAUUUCCAGCUCUUCCUCCAGUCAAUCAGAUGUGAGCUAUGGAAGCAGACUUCCAGUGUGGGCGGAGCCAUUAGGCAGACUGCACCUCUCCAGUGAGACAGCUUCAAAAAUGAUAGCGGAGGCCUUCAGACAGUGUCCUAAAAAUGUGUUUCCAGACUCUCCUCUCUGUAUCAGGGAGGAACAGCACGACAGCAGUGACAUCAGUUCUAAGCUUGCAAAUCUGAAGAAACUGUUGCCAUCUCUGCUCUUGCAUGCCCCUCCACCACCUCCUGUCCCACCGAGCAUGCACAGACCAACAUCAGCUUGUGGCAUGUUCAGGUUUUCCCACGAGGCUCCUCCGCCUGCAUCCCUGGACUGCGGGCCUUGUAGUAACAGCAGUACUAAUUAUGUCAACAUCCCCGUUAGCCCUCUGCUGUAUAAAACUAGAGAGCUACUCUACACAGAGCUGGAGCUGCAGAAACCCAGCUCGGCUCCGGCCUCCAGUCCGGGCAGUGCUGAGAGAGGUAAUGCAGUGCAGCUCUGCAGACUCAGUAAGAACAUUGCACCUCAAACAGUUUUAGAUAACUAUUUAUCUUCUCCUGCUGCUGCUUUCUUUUUUGGUUUUAUAUAUGCCAAGUGAAUAGCUUCAAAUCCCAUUUUGAGUGCAAUAUCUCCACUGUUAUAAUGCAUGGCAUGUUUGAGACGUUGUUAGAAUAUAGAACAGCAAGCAAAGCUGGGGCAAACAGCUAUGAAACAGAUGGUUGAUUUGUUG
Neolamprologus brichardi is the source of this 1632-nucleotide messenger RNA. NCBI's taxonomy places the organism in Eukaryota, Metazoa, Chordata, Actinopteri, Cichliformes, Cichlidae. The record is from RefSeq and is a predicted model, not a curated record.